GGUCCUGGUGGCGGCUGUGGUAGUGAAGGAGGCGCCGAGGGAGGCCACCAGGAGGCUGUGAAGGGCCAGGAAGCUGUGUGUGUCGUGGAGCCGCACGGGGCCACCUUACAUCAGCGUCCUCCCCGCUCACAACGUUAUAUUCCACCAAAUUACCUUCCCCUGGAGGAAUCUGUAGCAGCCAAGAUGAUUGAUGUCACAGUGAAAACACUGGAUUCUCAGAAUCAUCAUUAUUCUGUUCCAGAUGAUAUUACUGUUAAGCAAUUCAAGGAGAGGAUAUCAUCAUCUGUAAACAUCCCAGCUGACAAGCAAAGACUAAUCCACUGUGGGCGUGUCUUGCAAGAUGACAAGAAGCUUGCAGAUUAUAAUGUACACGAUAAGGUGGUGCAUUUGGUGAUGCGAGCACCUCCUCAGGCUAACAGUCGAGGUAACAAUGGAGGUGCAAGCUCCUCAGGCAGUGGAUCACCUAAUGGACACCACCACCACCACCACCAUCACCACCACCACCAUCACCACCACCGCCGCCAACAACCCCCAGAGGGUGCUCAAGUUCUCCUUGGGUCAUUUGUUGUCCCAGAAGAUAAUGAACCUUUAGUUCCCCCAACACAAGGGCCCAGUUCAUCUGGUGUCCGUUUGCAUCAAGCACGAACAAUGUUGGAUCGUGCCUCUGCGGUCCUUGACCAACUAGACCAAAGACUUCGUUUGGGGGAGGAGACGAUUCCAUCUACAGAGUCAACGCCUGAUAGUGACCAGGCUGCUAGUGUAUCCGAAACGGUAAGAGAUGCGGAUGCAGGCAUGAUGGAAACGGAAUCUGCUAGUGCGAGUAGACCAGAUAAUGCAUCAUUAGAUGAGGGUGCUACAACAGCAGGAAGUGCAGCGACCCCUCCUGUUGAUGAGAUGGAAGCAUUGUACUCUGAAAUGGAUGCUCUCAAUAACAUGGAUCCAGCAACAUUAAUCCCAGCUCCUGCACCAACCCAGAUGAUGGGUGCAAUCAAUGGUAGUUUGGCAGGUGGUCUGGCACAGGCAGCAUCUGCAGCAGUUGCUUCAGCCCUUUCAUCCCUUACUCGAGGAGGAGCUGGGACUGGCAGCCCUGUUACUCGUACUUCGUCUAGACCAACUGUUAGUGCCGCUGCUAGCUCUGCGACCAAUUCAACUACUGAUUCUACAACAAACCCGUCUGCUACAACCUCGACAACGAGCAGCAGCAGUAGUAGUAGCAGCAGCAACAGCGGCACCACAACUGGCGGCGGUGGUGGUGGUGGUGGUGGGGGUGGCAGCGGUGGUGGCCCCCUUCGUGGCUUUCCCCAGGGUAGUGUUCGCACACUAACUGUCAGAAUUACAAAUCCUCGAUCAACGGUAGCAGAAAUGAACCUGCAAGGAGGUAGUACAUCUGCUUCGUCCUCUAGUGGCAGUGGCACUGCUGCCACUUCAAGCACAGCAGAAGCAGACAGCAAUAGGAAUAGCUCCGAAGCCCAAAGCCAGAGUAGUUCCAGUGGUACUGGUGCUACAUCAUCUAGCACAGCAGCAGAUGAGGGCAGCAGUAGUGAUGGAGGCCUAGGUAGUGUGCGUCUGGAACACCCGCGCUGUGCUGUGAUGGUGGAAGUUCUGGACCAGUUUAAUCAGAUCCAACGCCGUCUUGAACCAUACCUGGUUCGCUAUCGUCUAGCUAUGGCUAAUGACCCUGUGUACAGUAGUGAGGAGACAGCCUCGUUGCAGCAAGAGCAAUGGCUUUUGUGGCGGGUAUCUGAGGUACUUCAUUUUGUCUCUCAUGCCAUGCAUGCCAUCAGUGAUAUAAUGGUAGACCUUCGGCGUCCACCCCCAAGACAGUUAAGGGCUCGACCAAUUAUAAUUCAGCAACCAGCUCUUGUACAGGCUCAGAUCAAUGUAACGACCAGUUCAGAUCCGGGACGCACGAGUGUGAGUGUAAGGGGUGGGAGUCGUCCUAGUACUGCCAAUACCCAGUCGCCAUCCAGCAAUGCCACACCUAGUACCACCUCGGCAGAUGCGACACCACCACCACCUGCCGCAUCCUCAAUGUCAUCAUCUACUCGUUUUUUUACCAUUCCGGGGCCAGGUGGUGCAAGUAUUACCCUACCUGUCUCGGGUGCAUCAUCUGCCUCUCCUUCAACAACUGCUGCAAAUCCAGGCUCCACUACAUCUACUAGUAAUAUGAGUCAAGCUGCAUCUGCACAAGCCCGCAGUUUGGCCUCUUUACUAAAUCUAGGAUCCAUGCAAGGAUUUCCUAUGGAUGGAGGUGACUUAGUAUUAAUGGAAGUGGGGCCUCAUGGAAUCACCAUUGACUCUGUUUCUGCUGAAGGUAGUGGUGCAGGAGGAUCGGCUCCCCCUCCAGAGCUCAUUCAGAACAUAGUUUCCUCAAUUACAAACCAGCUAGGUGUUCGUCUUGGAGGUUCCCCUCCUUCCAAUUCCGCUUCCAACCCUUCCUCCACAGCCAAUACCACCAGUUCCUCCACUACUGUUUCUUCUGCCUCAACCUCUAGCUCUGGUGUUCAGAGUACAGGUCCAGGACGCAACAGUCAGGCUGCUGGCAACAGCUCACAAUCUGCAAAUCUUGGCGCCUGUGGCACCAGCACAACUAAUGUGACACAAACCAGAGUGACACAUCGCCCUCACGUUCAUGUGACCCCACUUAAUGUGCCAGGAAUGGGAAUGAACCAGUUUGACCCGUUUCUUCCAUGUCAAAGCCACCACAUACGUCCUGCUACAAGGAGGAGACAUCAAGCACAGCCACAGACCCAAGAUGGAGGCAGCCUGGGGCAGCAGAGAAGUUCAACGGGAAGCACAUUGGCACAGGAGAACAAUUCUUCAGAAUCGGCUCAGACUCGUCCUCAGGUUGGAGUCUCGCCCACAGCAUCAUCUGCUAAUCCUAUAGCACUCUUUACAAAUUUCAUGGCUGAAGCAUUGAGUGGGAGACAUGGAGCAUCAGCACCGCAGCAGGAACAACCACAGGAGGAGCAAGCGGCCUCAGAUAGCAAUGAACCUCAGAUCAGUGAUCAGAUGUUUGCUCAGUUAGUGCAGGGCGUUAUUUCACAAGUGUCGGGUACACUGAGUGCCGAAGGUGACAGCAGCAGUCAGCAAUCUACUACUUCACUUCACGAGUUCCUUCAACCUUUUGAUAGUGGCAUGUUCGCUGAAGGAUAUGAAGACUCGCUCUUUUAUCAGUUGUUUAACACUGUGGCUCUGUCAUUAUCUAUCGGGGACCUUGUUCAACUUUUCUUUGGGCGUGCAACAACUGUGAAUCAGCUGCGUGCUCCUUUACAGCGAUUUGUGAGGGAGAGAGCUCUUCAGGGAAGUCAACCGACUGAGGAGAACCUGGAUCGUGCCAUUGAUAAUGUUAUUAGGGAUCUUCAUCCUCAUCUUGUCCUCACUGCUGGAGAUGCGCAAGUGCAUGAAGGAAUUGAUUAUGUUAACACAGUUCACAACUUCAUCCGACAUAGAUUACAUGAUGUUUUCAACCUGGUGUUGAAUCACCCUGAUGCAGAAUCAUUUGGGCCGUCACUGGUGUCAUUAGUUCGACGAGCACUAGGAGAAUUCAUCGCGCUCUCGCUGCACUGUUUUACAGACGGAGCCCAAGGAUUAGAGAGAGUAUUGCAAGAGAGAGUCCGUUCCAUAAUGGCAGGAGUGAGUCCAGCUAUACAGUCAUGGUCUGUUAAUACUUCAAUAAUGCAGCUAAGAUCCAUGAUGAACCGAAUGACCAUAACAGAUGAUCACAUCAGAAGAUAUGUGGUAUCCCCAGAUGAAGGGCGAAGAAUGGAAGAAGAGCGUAAUCGCAGGCAACGUGCGACUAGUUCUCUUGCUGCACAACCAGCUCCUCCACCAGCUGCUACUGAGCCAACUACUCCUCCUGAAAACAUUGUCACUGUAGCACCUGCCAAUGGACCUGUAGUUGAGCCUAUGGAAGUUGAAGAAGUGGGAUGUAUGGAAGAGGUAACCACAACAGGAUUAGAGUCCGAAUUGGAAAUAACUGUUGAAGGGGCAACUGGGAAACCUGACGAGGAUAAUGAGGAAGAUCCAUUAGCAGAAGAAUCACCAAUCAUCAUAAAUGGAGGGUCACAGCCCUGGCACUCGGCUGUCCCACAGGAUUGGCUUCCAGUUAUAACAAGGGAUGUAGACCGACAAAGGCGGGUGCCAGACACAAGUUUAAGUGAUGCUUAUCUCUGUGGAAUGCCCCUGAAACGCCGGAAGUUGGCUUCUCAGCAUAAACCCCAUGGUUCGGUUCAAACAGUCGUACAAGAAACAUUGCGUCACAGCAUGCGUGGUGCAGGAGUCAACCGUGUAGUUAUGGACAGUGUUGCGGGUGAAGCAGCCAGUCAACUUGGAGAGUCAUUUGCUGGUCACAUGCGAACAUCUCUCAGGGAACGGCUCAAUCAUAAUAAGGACUUUCUUCCCGAAAAAUUUCCCAAGAGUGAAGAGCAUAUAAGGAAAGAUAAGUGAAUUUUCAAUGUGCAUAUUUUAGGAAGCUUGUAAUUAUUUAUGCUACUGAAUUUUUCUGCGUCACUCAAUCUUAAGUUCACGAGUGAGCAUGCACUAGAAGUGUAUUUUGAGUGAACAACUUAAUUUUUCAAACCUACUGUGAAAGAGUUGAUGUCAAUUUGAAAAAGAUUUUAAAGGCACUUGGCAAUGGGUGCAAAGAACCCUCAAAGUCCUUGUUGAGAACAGCUUUGUUUUAUAUAUGCAAAGAUUCUUUGUGGAUAUUAAAUUUAAGAAUGUCUUUAGGCAUGUAUGUAUACCCAGAACUAUUAUUAACCAAGGCAUACUCAUUUUGGGUUCUUGGCAAGUUCCUUGUAUUGUACUUAGGAUUCCAUAAUAUCUAUUCACUUACUCCAAACUGUGGAUAAUAGUCAGUGAUUCAUUUGUUGAGGUGUAAAGAUGAAAAUGCAUGUACUCUAAGAAGGAAGCCAAGUGGUGCUUAGGUUGUGCCUCAAAAGUAAAAAUCUUAAAGAAUGUUAAUGUUUGAAUGUUUGAGGGCUUGGUAUCAUGACUAUCUGAUUAUUAUUUAUCUUGUAUUAGCUGUUGUAAUUGCUAUUGGAUAACUUGAAGGCAUUAAAAAAAGUAAAGCUG
Molecule: messenger RNA, 5076 nt
Organism: Procambarus clarkii (red swamp crayfish)
Lineage: Eukaryota; Metazoa; Arthropoda; Malacostraca; Decapoda; Cambaridae
Source: RefSeq, a predicted model, not a curated record